Molecule: messenger RNA, 2527 nt
Organism: Ailuropoda melanoleuca (giant panda)
Lineage: Eukaryota; Metazoa; Chordata; Mammalia; Carnivora; Ursidae
Gene: USH1C
Product: USH1 protein network component harmonin
Exons: 24
Coding region: 87-2063 (658 amino acids)
Biological process (GO): sensory perception of sound; retinal cone cell development; auditory receptor cell morphogenesis
Cellular component (GO): stereocilium tip; cilium; photoreceptor inner segment
Molecular function (GO): protein binding
Source: RefSeq, a predicted model, not a curated record
UCUCAGUUGCGGCUCCUGCCGGCUUGGGGCGGCCGGGUAUCCGAAGGAGCGAGCUGUGUAGCGACGCGGUUCGAUCUGACCCAGCCAUGGACCGGAAGGUGGCUCGAGAAUUCCGGCACAAGGUGGAUUUUCUGAUUGAAAAUGAUGCAGAGAAGGACUAUCUGUACGACGUGCUGCGUAUGUAUCACCAAACCAUGGAUGUGGCCGUGCUAGUGGGAGACCUGAAGCUGGUCAUCAAUGAGCCUAGCCGCCUGCCACUGUUUGACGCCAUCAGGCCGCUGAUCCCACUGAAGCACCAGGUGGAGUACGACCAGCUGACGCCCCGGCGCUCCAGGAAGCUGAAGGAGGUGCGUCUGGACCGUCUGCAGCCCGAAGGCCUCGGCCUCAGCGUUCGUGGGGGCCUCGAGUUCGGCUGUGGGCUCUUCAUCUCCCACCUCAUCAAAGGCGGUCAGGCAGACAGCGUCGGGCUCCAGGUGGGGGAUGAGAUCGUCCGCAUCAACGGAUAUUCCAUCUCCGCCUGUACCCACGAGGAGGUCAUCAACCUCAUCCGCACCAAGAAGACUGUGUCCAUCAAAGUGAGACACAUUGGCCUGAUUCCUGUGAAGAGCUCUCCUGACGAGCCCCUCAAAUGGCAGUAUGUGGAUCAGUUUGUGUCAGAAUCCGGGGGUGGACGGAGUAGCCUGAGCUUCCCUGGCACUCAGGACAGCAAGGAGAAGAAGGUCUUCAUCAGCCUGGUGGGAUCCCGGGGCCUUGGCUGCAGCAUCUCCAGCGGGCCUGUCCAGAAGCCCGGCAUCUUUAUCAGCCAUGUCAAGCCUGGCUCCCUGUCUGCAGAGGUGGGGUUGGAGACAGGGGACCAGAUUGUCGAAGUCAAUGGCAUCGACUUCUCGAACCUGGACCACAAGGAGGCCGUGAACGUGCUGAAGAGUAGCCGCAGCCUGACCAUCUCCAUUGUAGCUGGAGCCGGCCGGGAGCUGUUCCUGACAGACCGGGAGCGGCUGGAGGAGGCGCGGCAGCGCGAGCUGUGGCGGCAGGAGCUUCUCAUGCAGAAGCGGCUGGCAAUGGAAUCCAACAAGAUCCUCCAGGAGCAGCAGGAGAUGGAGCGACAAAGGAAAAAGGAAAUUGCCCAGAAGGCAGCAGAGGAGAACGAAAGAUACCGGCAGGAGAUGGAACAGAUUAUAGAAGAGGAGGAGAAGUUUAAGAAGCAGUGGGAAGAAGACUGGGGCUCAAAGGAACAGCUGCUCUCACCUAAAACCAUCACCGCCGAAGUGCACCCAAUACCCCUUCGUAAGCCUAAGUCUGAUCAGGGAGUGGAGCCCGAGCUUGAGCCAGCAGACCACCCGGAUGGAGGCACGGAGGAGCAGGGAGAGCAGAAAGGAAAGGAUAAGAAGAAAGCCAAGUAUGACAGCCUGCAGGAGUUGAGAAAGAAUAAGAAGGAACUAGAGUUUGAGCAAAAGCUUUACAAAGAGAAAGAGGAAAUGCUGGAAAAGGAAAAACAACUGAAGAUCAACCGGCUGGCCCAGGAGGUGUCCGAGACAGAGCGGGAAGACCUUGAGGAAUCGGAAAAGAUUCAGUAUUGGGUGGAAAGGCUCUGUCAGACGCGCCUUGAGCAGAUUUCCUCUGCUGAUAAUGAGAUUUCAGAGCCGCAGGAGAUGUUGAAGAGGAUGGUGGUUUAUCAGACAGCGUUCAGACAAGAUUUCCGGAAAUAUGAGGAAGGCUUUGACCCCUACUCCAUGUUCACCCCAGAGCAGAUCAUAGGGAAGGAUGUCCGGCUCCUGCGCAUUAAGAAGGAGGGAUCCUUAGAUCUGGCCCUGGAAGGCGGUGUGGACUCCCCAGUCGGGAAGGUGGUCGUCUCAGCUGUGUACGAGGGGGGAGCUGCUGAGCGGCACGGUGGCAUUGUGAAAGGGGAUGAAGUCAUGGCGAUCAAUGGCAAGAUCGUGACAGACUACACACUGGCUGAGGCUGAGGCCACCCUGCAGAAGGCCUGGAGUCAGGGGGACUGGAUCGAAUUUGUUGUUGCCGUCUGCCCCCCGAAGCAGUACGACGAUGAGCUGACCUUCUUCUAAAGUCCAGAGGGAGAAACCAGAUUCGCCCCGAGAAGCCACUGAGCUCUGGACCCACCCUCCUGAACACAAAGUCUGGAACCAGCCUUGAGAGAGGCCAGCGCGCAGGCACCCUGGAAACCUACAGCCUACACCCAUGGAUUUCGACUCCCAUUGGCCCUGAAGUAGGGCUGAGUGAGGAGCACCACAGGCCACUCCUCUGAAGGUCACCACGGAGGGAGGAAGUAGCAGUUUUGAAGAGGGCCCCUGGGAUCCAGACUCUCAUUUCUUUCUUCCAGUCCUGUGAAUUUGGUCUCUCCCAGCCCUGGAUCUCAAGAAGUCAAGGGAAUUCUCAAGAAAUCAGUAGUCUCCCUUGAUUUCUAACGGACCUGAUUCCUGGGUCUCUCUCCCCCUCCCUCUCCUCUCACUACUGCUAAUUGCUGCCACAAACCUUCCUCCGAACUCAUUAACAAAAUAAACUGCUUUCC